Messenger RNA from Gossypium arboreum, 3717 nucleotides. Its product is annotated as pentatricopeptide repeat-containing protein At1g19720. The transcript has 3 exons. The record is from RefSeq and is a predicted model, not a curated record. Bases 285 to 2957 code for a protein of 890 amino acids. Lineage: Eukaryota; Viridiplantae; Streptophyta; Magnoliopsida; Malvales; Malvaceae. Gene Ontology annotation, molecular function: zinc ion binding; RNA binding; protein binding. Gene Ontology annotation, biological process: RNA modification.
UUCGAUAUCUAUUCCGACGUGGCAACUUACAUCCAGAGUCUGCUUCUACGUGGCUCAACUCAAUUGGAGGUCACAUUAAUCACAAAGAAGCCAGUUGCGGAGGAUUACACCCACUGCCUAGCAAGGCAUAGCCUUCCCCUUCCACACACGCCUCUGCAAAUUGUUAUCUUUCAAUCCAUCCCAUUAUCUUUUAACCUCUAAAAACACACUGCAAAAAAUGAAAAAUUAACAGAGAAAAAAAGGACAUAGAGAGGCAGAGAUUAUUCAGAAAUUAGUUUUAAGAAAUGGAGAAUCUGAUGAUUACUUGUAUUUCAAAACCUCCUGUAAUAAUCCCAACAAAACAUGACAACUUAUCUGAAUUUUCUCAACCCCCAACCAAGCUCUCCUUUACUUACACAAAAAACACCAACAACCCAAAAAUCACCGACAACCAUGUAAAGUACCUCGCACGAAGCGGCCGCCUAGCUGAAGCUGUAGCCGCUCUUGAUUCAAUUGCUCUCAGUGGGUCUCAGGUAAGACCCAAUACCUUCAUUAGUUUACUUCAGGCUUGCAUUGAUUUCGGGUCUCUCGACUUGGGUCGAAAACUCCAUGCCCGAAUCCAUUUAGUUAAAGAAAGUGACCCGUUCGUUGAAACCAAACUUGUCAGCAUGUAUGCGAAAUGUGGGUCCUUUGCUGAUGCUCGUAAGGUGUUCGAUGAAAUGAGUCAAAAGAAUUUGUACACUUGGUCUGCUAUGAUUGGUGCGUAUUCCAGAUUGUCGAGGUGGAAGGAAGUUGUGGAACUUUUCUUUUUGAUGAUGGAAGAUGGUGUUUUGCCUGAUGAAUUUUUGUUUCCGAGAAUUUUGCAAGCUUGUGCUAAUUGUGGGGAUGUUAGGACCGGGAGAUUGCUGCAUUCUUUAGUAAUUAGAUUGGGGAUGGUUUGUUAUUCACGUGUUAGUAAUUCGGUUUUAGCUGUUUAUGCAAAGUGUGGGAAAUUGAGGUCUGCGAGGAGGUUUUUCGAUUACAUGAACGAGAGGGAUAGAGUGACUUGGAAUUCAAUGUUAUUGGCGUAUUGUCAGAAGAGCGAGAAUGAUGAGGCUUAUAAAUUGUUUAAUGGGAUGUGGGGUGAAGGAAUAGAACCGUGUAUUGUUUCAUGGAAUAUAUUGAUUAAUAGUUAUAAUCAGUUAGGGCGAUGUGAUGUGGCUUUGGGGUUGAUGAAGGAGAUGGAGAGUUCUAGGGUAAGUCCUGACGUCUUUACUUGGACCUCAAUGAUCUCGGGGCUUGCACAAAAUGGUAGGAGGUGGCAGGCCUUGUUUUUGUUUAAGGAGAUGCUUUUGGCUGGGAUCAAGCCUAAUGGUGUUACCAUCACAAGUGCAGUUUCCGCUUGUGCAUCCUUGAAAGUAUUAAAGCUGGGGCUUGAAAUUCAUUCAAUUGCCCUUAGGAUGGGAAUAACUGAUAAUGUGCUUGUUGGAAACUCCCUUAUUGACAUGUAUGCUAAGUGCGGGGAACUGGAAGCUGCGAGGCAAGUCUUUGAUAUGAUUGAAGAGAAAGAUGUUUAUACUUGGAAUUCAAUGAUUGCUGGAUAUUGCCAAGCUGGGUACUGUGGGAAGGCUUAUGAGCUCUUUAUCAAAAUGCAAGAAUCUGAUGUGAAGCCCAAUGUGAUUACAUGGAAUACAAUGAUCUCAGGAUACAUACAAAAUGGAGAUGAAGAUCGAGCCAUGGAUCUUUUUCAACAAAUAGAACAGGAUGGAAAGAUUAGGAGAAAUACAGCAUCUUGGAAUGCUCUUAUCGCUGGUUAUGUGCAACUCGGGGCUAUAGACAAGGCAUUUGGAGUUUUCAGACAAAUGCAAUCAUGCUCCAUUAGUCCAAAUUCAGUAACUAUAUUGAGUAUCUUGCCUGGUUGUGCGAAUUUAAUUGCUACAAAAAAGGUGAAAGAGAUCCACAGUUGUAUUUUGCGGAGGGAUUUAGAGUUUGUAAUCUCUAUUUCAAAUUCUCUAAUAGACACUUAUGCAAAGUCAGGUAAUAUAUUAUAUUCUAGAAACAUAUUUGAUGGAAUGUCGACUCGAGAUAUUAUUUCCUGGAACUCAAUAAUAGGCGGUUAUGUUUUACAUGGUUGUUUUGAUGCUGCCCUGGAUCUCUUCUAUCAGAUGAGAAAGUUGGGGCUUAAACCUAAUAGAGGUACCUUUUUAAGUAUUAUCCUUGCACAUAGUAUUGCCAAAAUGGUGGAUGAGGGAAAACAGAUUUUUUCUAGCAUCAGUGACAACUAUGAUAUUAUACCAGCCAUAGAACAUUACUCAGCUAUGAUAGAUCUCUAUGGCCGCUCUGGUCGGCUUGGAGAAGCAAUGGAGUUUAUUGAAGACAUGCCUAUAGAGCCCGACUCCUCUGUUUGGACUUCCUUGCUAACUGCCUCUAGGAUUCAUAAGGAUAUUGCUUUGGCUGUCCUUGCAGGGGAACGAUCACUUGAUUUGGAACCAGGAAAUAUUGUUGUUAACCAAUUAAUGUAUCAGAUAUAUAGCUUGUGUGGGAAAUUGGAUGACUCUUCAAAAGUGAGAAAGCUUGAAAAAGAGAGCACAUUACGAAGAUCUCUUGGGCACAGCUGGAUUGAAGUCAGGAAUAAGGUGCAUACAUUUGUCACUGGUGAUCAAUCUAAGCCAUCCUCAAACCUUUUGCAUUCAUGGGUUCAAAACAUCACUAGAGAAGUGAACAUAGAUGACCAUCAUGGUGGGGUGUUCAUCGAGGAAGAAGAGAAAGAGGAAAUUGGCGGCAUUCAUAGUGAAAAACUUGCAAUAGCUUUUGCCUUGAUCAGCUCACCUUCGUCCCCUCAAAGUAUAAGGAUUGUUAAAAACACCAGAAUGUGUAGGAACUGCCAUUUAACUGCCAAGUAUGUUUCCUUGAGAUUUGGGUGUGAGAUAUAUCUGAGUGAUACAAAGUUCUUCCACCAUUUUAAGAAUGGGCGCUGUUCUUGUGGAGAUUAUUGGUAGAGUACUUAUGCUGGAUGUAAGAAUUAUUUGCAUGGAUUUGUCAUAUCCAAAUGCAAAGAAAUUAUCAUGGAAGCUACAGCAAUCUUCUAUGCUAGAGCACAUAUGUAAAAAAGCUUUUGUGAGAAGCUUAAGCUGAUGAUUUGAUGGGACGCUGGUCACUGAAGAAUUAAAUUUAUUUACACUCAUGAGUGGCUAAUGGGAUAUUCUUCUAUCCCAUCCAAGUCCUGAUUUUGACAGAGAAAGAUGUCGAGCAUUUGCAAGGAUUUUUACUUUUUUUUCCGAAGCUUCAGGAAGUCCUGCAAGAACUUGGAACUUGAAUUCGUCCAGUUUAAUUACUGCAGUGGAUCAUGUCUUCUUUCGAUGACUCUUGGCUAGACCUACUAAAUAGAUCUUAAAAGGCUCUCUAAUUACAGGCAUAUUGCAUUCAGAAGUGGGCUUAUGGCGUCUUGUUACAAGAAACUUCCGAUUGUCCCUUGCGAUAGGCCUUGCCAAUUGUAGAUCAUGACGGUCAUAAAGCACGUCGUAUUUUCCAUCCGUGCUUAAAUCAACAAGGAAUAAUAUACUGCGCUGAAUGAAGGGUACUUGUCAAGAUGAUGUGAAAUAUAUCUUUGUCGAGAUUCAAUUUAAACCUGGAAAUUCCAGUGAAACAUAUAUUCCAAGGUUGUACUGCCUGCAUUUGGCUUUGAAUUUCACCUAUCCUAUCCUGUUUGAAACCUCACGUUUUUCUUUUCCAUUAUAAAUGAUGAAUUUACAAUUCUAA